AUGACUGUUCUUUCAAAUUCCGACAACCCCGGCCAUGAGAAGGGAUCUAGCCAUGAGCCCACCACCAACAUCGAAGUGGAGGACUUUCAACCGACCCACCUCGAGAACUAUGGCCCACUAGCACACGUGAAUACUGUGGAGUCCCGAUUGCCUGCUUUUGCAGGCGAAUUGCAACCAGGUCUUUAUCGGACGCCUAAGCUUCGAAAGUUCGCAAAUCCUGCGCCUUUAGGUCUCUCGGGGUUUGCCUUGACCACUUUUGUACUAGGAUGUAUCAACAUGGGCACGCUGGAUAUCACAGAGCCUAAUAUGGUUGUUGGUGUUGCUUACGCUUACGGUGGGCUAGUUCAGCUUCUCGCUGGCAUGUGGGAAAUGGCCGCUGGAAACACAUUUGGUGCCACCGCUCUGUCUUCAUACGGUGGUUUUUGGAUCGCCCUGGGCAUCACCUUUACUCCUGGAUUCCAAAUCAUGUCAGAGCUUCAGAAAGCCGACAAUGGGUCAACUGACAUGUUCUACGAUUCAUAUGGGUUGUUCCUUAUGGGCUGGUUUGCCUUCACCUUUCUGCUCCUUACGUGCACUGUCAAAUCGACUGCGGUAUUUUUCUCCCUUUUCCUAUGUGUAGAUGUGGCAUUCUUGCUGCUUGGGAUUGGACACCUCCAUCGCGAUGCCCAGGGAAAGCCUAAUCCGCCAAUUCUCACAGCUGGCGGCUUAUUUGCUCUCAUGGCUGCCUUCUUGGCGUGGUAUAGUGCCCUGGCUGGUAUUGCGGAUGACAGUAACAGCUUUUUCAUCAUUCCUGUCUUUCAUUUCCCGUGGUCAGAGAAAGGUAGAGCUUCUAGACGUGAGGCUUCUGCUGCUGUUUAG
Penicillium crustosum is the source of this 858-nucleotide messenger RNA. Its product is annotated as acetate uptake transporter family protein. Gene Ontology annotation, molecular function: acetate transmembrane transporter activity. Gene Ontology annotation, cellular component: plasma membrane. The record is from RefSeq and is a predicted model, not a curated record. Lineage: Eukaryota; Fungi; Ascomycota; Eurotiomycetes; Eurotiales; Aspergillaceae. Bases 1 to 858 code for a protein of 285 amino acids. The transcript has 3 exons.